Molecule: messenger RNA, 2262 nt
Organism: Stylonychia lemnae
Lineage: Eukaryota; Ciliophora; Spirotrichea; Sporadotrichida; Oxytrichidae
Source: the annotation of a GenBank genome assembly
AUGCGCACUAAGGAGCAUCUUUAAAAUAGCAGUAAUCUCGCUUUACAAAUUUACUCAUAUUUAGAGACUAGGAACAACACUUAGGGGACAGAAGAGAGCAUUGAUAGAAAUUAUCAUUCAAAUCAACAAGAAAACAUUCAACUCAAUGCUAACUUGGAUCUACAAUAAGAAGAAUCCAAAAAGGAUAUGAUUAACCCACUUGAUUAUGAAAAUGAAGAGGAUGCAGAGAGUGAGUGCAGAAUAAUGAUUUAGCAAAGCUCUGAUAAAUCUAUUGAUAAGAAAGCAUAAACUCAAGCUAAUCUCAAACCAAAGUCAUUGAUUAACUCACCCAAAAAUCAAGCAAAAUCAUAGCAUGAUGAUUUAAGAGAAAAAUAGACAAACUUAGACUAAUCUCACUCAGCCAUAUCAAUCAAGAUUCAAAGGCCUUCUGAUUAUGAUCCAAGUUUUCUUAACCCUGUUCCUGACUAUCUUCGAGCCUCUUCAUAGAAACUUUAAGAGAUGCCAUUAUAAGAAAGCGAACUUAUUUACAGAUCAAAUAGCACAGCUCACAAUAACUUCGGUAGCUAGAAUCAAGAUCCAAAUUGCUCUUUAAAUGAAUCUAGUCAUACAAUUUAGAACUUAAAGCUUUUGAAAUCUGAAGAUACUGAAAAACUUCUUAAAAUGGACAAAAUUGAUAUCAUUAAGUAUUAUGAAGGUUUACUUGAUAAAUGCCAUGAAAGAGAGAAAGAUGCUCUACAACAGUAGUAUGCGGCUAAAGAGACUUUGCUAAAACAGUAUCAGUCUGCAUUUGAGGAUUUAAAAUGCAAGAACUAUCAACUUGAGAAUGUGGCAUUCACUUAUCAUAUGACUGUACAAAGAUUAAAAGAAAAGGAACUGACACUGUCUCAAAGAAAUGAAGAUUUGCAUGAGUAAAGUAUUAGAGUUGAAGCAGCUCUAAGGGCAAAGCAUGAGGAAGCCUACUAAAUAUAAAGAGAGAAGGAUUCUCUGACAUAUGAUCUAAGAAGGCAAUAGGAGAUUGAAGAUUAAUUAAGAAUGGAACUAGAUUAGAUGCAAGUAAUGAGAGAUGUUGCUGAGAAAGAUGUUGAUGACAUGAAGAAAAAGCUAAGCAAACUAGAUAUUGAUAUGAUGAGACUUUAAGGUGAAAAUUAGAGACUGAAAAGAGAUUCAUCAACUUAUAGAUCAAAUAAUAGAUCUACUAAUCUAAAUGCCUCCACUCAUUAAACAAUUGUGCGGUUUGAUCAGGAAGAGGAUGAUGACACUAUAGUUUAUGAGAGUAUAAAUAAUAAGAUUGAUCAGGGAGUGUCUUGGGUGAGUCAACCUAAAUCAACUUAGGUAUUCAAUAACUCUAGCUUUAGGAAGAGUCUCCCUGAGCCAUCUAUAAAUAUGGGUUAUGAACACAGUUUUUCAACAAAGCCUAAUGUCAAGCAAUCCUACUAAGAAGAUUUCUACUAGAAAAUUAAAAGAAGAGAUAUUUCAAAUGAACAUAAUCCCUUCUAAAGACCUCAAACGAAUAGUUCUUUCAGCCCAGUAAGAGUUAACAACAAUGAGGACUACGAGUAAAAAUCUCAAAAUACUAGAAAAGGAGCUGCCAACAAUACUAUUGAUCAUAGUAGCUACAAUAAAAUAGACGAAUCAACAUACAUGAAAAACAAAAGGAAGCAGGAGUCUAGCUAGUUGCAAGGGGUAUUCAACUGGGGUAGCAAUGAUUAGUCAUCAUUUAAUCUCAGAAAUGUUGCUGAGGACUAUAGAAAGUCAUAUUAACCUACAUCUGCCACUACUCAAGGAAAUAAAUCAAACUAUCAAAACUCUCCAUACAAAUAAACAUUUGGUGAUUAAGAUGUGAAUGAUUUCUCAGAUUAGCAAGGAAUCUAUUCUACUCCUUAGAAGUCCAAUCGUAGAGGAAAGUCUUGCUCCUAUAUGGGCAUUGGGGAAAGAGAUAACGAAGACUUUUCAUCUGCUACUAAAGGCUCAAAGGGAUAAGAUAGAAGUGCUGUUGUUAAUGAAUUCAAAAAGAAUGGCAGUAAUCAGCAAACUCUCUAGGUAAUGAGCUAGAAACUCAAUCAAGAAUUAACUUAACUUCAACUUGAAAAGCAGAGACUUGAAGGAGAAUAUGGCAAGGUAAGAGGAUCAUCUACCUCUGCCAGAAAUAACAUGAAAUAUAAGAAAGAGAUUCUAGAAAAUGAGAUUGAUCAAGUCGAUUCAAGAAUAAGUAAGAUAAGACUAAAUAUUAGAGAUCUUAAAAGUCAAGGUUUAAUUAUUUGA